AUGAGUAUGAAUGUUAGUUUACAAAUUCCAUUUCAAAUUUCAAAUUCUUCGACAAUAUUUGUCGAUAUAUUAUUUCAAAAAAUUCUCUUGGGAUUUUUAUUAUUUAGUUUAUCAAUGUUUACUGUAUUUGGUAAUUUUCUUGUACUUUAUGCAAUACGAACAGAAAAACGUUUAAGAGUCGUAUCAAAUUUAUUUAUUCUUAGUUUAGCAUUUGCUGAUUUAGUUGUUGGAAUGUUUGUUAUGCCUUUAAGUGCAGCAAAUAUUAUGGUUGGUCAAUGGCCAUUUUCGUUUGUUCUAUGUCAAAUAUGGUUAUCAACUGAUUAUGUUGCCAGUACUGCUAGUAUAUUUAAUCUUGUUCUUCUGAGUCUUGAUCGUUAUUGGGCUGUUGUUCAUCCAUUACUUUAUCUUCGAAAUCGUACAUUUAAACGAACAAUUAGUUUUAUUAUAAUUGUUUGGUUAAUAUCAUUAUUAUGGGCCCCAGCAGUAAUAUUUUGGUCACAUAUAAUGCCUGAAUAUAGUGAUAUUAUAAAAUCAACUGAAUGUGAUACAUCAUUUCGUUCAAAUAAAUUAUUUAAAACUUUAACAGCUUUAAUUAAUUUUUAUAUUCCAUUAUUAACAAUAAUAAUAAUAUCAUGUCGUAUAAUGAUUGCAAUACGUUCACGUUCAACAAUGGAAUUUGGUAGACGUAUAUCAUCAACAACACGAAAACAAAUGAAACAAAAUCAAAUAUAUAAUAAUUCAUCAAUAAUACGUCAUAAUUUACAAAAUAAUGAAAGAAAAAAUUCAACAUAUUUAUUAUCAAAUAAUAUUAAGGAAAAACCAAUAUCAGUAUCAAUUAUUGUUAAUCCAUUUGAUUCAAUAAUAACAAAUUCAAACAUUCCAUCAUAUAAAUUUAAUGUUAAUAGUCAAUUAUUAAUUAAAACAAAUGAACAAAAUAAUAAUAAUAAUAAUAAUAAUGUUUGGCAAUUAGAAUCAAAUGAAUCUUCUUCAAUUGAUAAUACAUCUUUUCAAUUAUCUCAUUUAAAACCUAUUCAAAUAUUAUUUCCAUCAUUAUCUUCAAAAAAUAACAAUCAUAAACGUAAAAGUGAAGAUAUAUCAAGAAAUUUUUCUAAGAAAAAUAUUAUGAAAAUUUCUUCAAGUGUUUCAAAUAAUAUGAAAUAUGCUGAAAAACAAACAAAUAUAACAUCAAUUGAUUUAAAACAUUUACCACGAACAUUAUCAACAUCAUCAACGACAUCUGAAGAAUGUCAACAAACAAUAUGUAUUAAUCCAAUUGAACAAGAUUUCUCAAUGCCAAUAGAAAAUAUUAAUGUGUAA
This is a messenger RNA of Rotaria sp. Silwood2, 1317 nucleotides long. NCBI's taxonomy places the organism in Eukaryota, Metazoa, Rotifera, Eurotatoria, Philodinida, Philodinidae. The record is from the annotation of a GenBank genome assembly.